This is a messenger RNA of Lucilia sericata (common green bottle fly), 673 nucleotides long. RefSeq lists its product as uncharacterized. Lineage: Eukaryota; Metazoa; Arthropoda; Insecta; Diptera; Calliphoridae. The transcript has 2 exons. The coding region runs from base 147 to 584 and encodes 145 amino acids. The record is from RefSeq and is a predicted model, not a curated record.
UGAGUGCCUCGAUCGCCGCAACAAACGUAAUCGAACGUUCAAUCAAUUUUGAAUUUAAACUCUAUUUAAACGUUAAACCAAACGGUUGGUUUGAAAAUUAUUAAAAAAAACAUUUAUUAUUAAAAUAAACACCAAAAAAUCGAAAAAUGAUCGAGGACAAAGAUAUGAUUGAAGUGAAUUUAAAUUCGAAAUUAAUGCAUUUACAAGAUGAAAUAAAUGAUUUGCGUUUACGUGAAGCCUCGCACUGUAUAACGAAAUCCUAUAGUAUUAAUGAUUUAAAGGAACGUGAAUUGGCUGAAAGUAAAUUGAAUAAUUAUCAGAAAUAUGCUACAAUUGGUGGCAUUAAGAAGACUUCUAAUAAAAUGUUGGAUAAUCCCAAUAUCAGUUGUCUGCGUCAAAUGUAUUGUCCCGAUUGUCAUCAGCGUCUGGAUGCGGAAAGUGUGAGAUUUGAGACUUUGUUGUCGUGCUGCCUGCCCUUAUUCCCCAUCAGUCGUGUCUAUCAGUGCUGUUUGAAACGUUCCAUUGGUCGUAAAGUUAUAUGCAAUAAAUGUGGCAGUAAUUUAGGCUACUGGAAACGUUCGUAAAUAAAAUAGGUUAAAUUCUUUUAUAGGUUAAAAUAGCUGUAAAUAAAAAUUAAUUAAUAAAAUAAGUAAAAAAUUUUACACUCUUUCAA